Molecule: messenger RNA, 822 nt
Organism: Oxyura jamaicensis (ruddy duck)
Lineage: Eukaryota; Metazoa; Chordata; Aves; Anseriformes; Anatidae
Gene: PGLS
Product: 6-phosphogluconolactonase
Exons: 3
Biological process (GO): carbohydrate metabolic process; pentose-phosphate shunt
Molecular function (GO): 6-phosphogluconolactonase activity
Source: RefSeq, a predicted model, not a curated record
CUCCAGGCCUCCGACGAGAGACCCCCUCGGAGCUCUCCCUUCCAGCCCGUCCUCGAUCCCCCUCGCCCAGCCCGCGCUUCCCGGCGCUCAGCCCCCCGCCGCCGCCUUUCUUGCAGGCCUUUCGGGGUGACGGCGUGCCCGUCUUCGAUUUGCUCAUCCUGGGAGUGGGGCCGGACGGCCACACCUGCUCCCUUUUCCCCGACCACCCCCUGCUGAAGGAGGAGGAGAAAAUCGUUGCUGCCAUCACCGAUUCUCCCAAGCCGCCUCCGGAGCGCAUCACCUUGACCCUCCCGGUGCUGAACGCGGCGCGCGCGGUGGCGUUCGUUGCCACGGGGGAAGGCAAAGCCGCCGUCCUGAAGCGCAUUCUGGAAGGCGCCGAGGAGAAUCCCCUCCCCGCUGCUCGCGUCCAGCCGCGCACGGGGCAGCUGCACUGGUUCCUGGACGAGGCGGCGGCGGCGGAGCUGACCCUUCCCUUCGAGAAACAUUCCGUCCUGUAGGGACCGAGCCCCCGGCCGGCUUUUUGGGGAGCCGGCUGGCGGCGACCUCGGCGCCUGCUGCGUGACGUCCCCGCUCCGAGGACUCCAACGCGUGGCUGCGGUACUCGGGAGGGGCCACGAAGCCCACGCCGGCUUUUUGUCCCCCGGGGGAAAAGAGCCGAACCGGGCGGAGCGCGAUUUUUUUUUCUGUGCCGUGAUUCCUUUGGUUCGGCCUGGACCACGCGCCCGGGGCGGCGCUGGGAGCUGCAGGGGGCGGCGGUGUCGUGCGGGGCCGCGUCGCGGGCGGUCGCUGCGGUGUUAAAACGAGGGCGGGGCAUUAAACGAA